AGGUCUGUCAGUCAGGGGUUGACAUCUACGUGGUGAGGUUUGAAACCACUAACCCGAUUGUAAACUUAUCACCAUGGUUGAGACCCGUAGUGGGAAGGAGACUAGCCCCUACACCACUGAGCAGCAAGAAAAGAUGGCCGCCUUAGUCAGAGAGAAUAAAGAAAGGAAAAAGCGUGAAAAGCAAGCGAAGCUAAAGGCUAUCGCAGACGAGCAGGCGGCGAAGAUGAAGAGAUUGGAGGAGGAGAUGAAGAGGGUACAACAGGGGGAGGAAGAAAAAAGGAAGGUUGCUGAAGCAGAAGCGACCGCAAAAGAAGAGAAAGAGAGAAUGAGAAUUGAGAGUGGGGAAGGAAGUAGUGGUGGCACGAUGAAGUGGGAAAUAGAUACUAAGCUCGAGAAGAAGAUCAGCGAGCGGGUCGCUAAUUUAUCGUUGGGGGAAGACGAGGAGGCGGAGUCAUAUGUGACUAAGGAUGAGAAGGCUGCGCUGGCCGCUGAGCUAGCAGCCAUGACAGACCCAAUGAAACAAAGAGAGAGGGAAGACGAGCAAAAGUUAGCAUGGAAGCUGAGAAUGAAGAGGGAGAAGAAGAGGAGGAGAGAGGAAGUGAAUAAGAUGACCGCAGCAGUGGCAAAGGUGCAGAAGUAGGUGUUGAGCAAGGCCUCGAUGGAGGAGCGCCAUGCAAGCUGGAGCCAGGAUGUAGCGUUGAGCGCCAUGCGGUCCGGGCUUAGGGAUUUUGCUCGCGAAAUCGUCACCCACAUUGGGGGCGAAGUCAAACAGUUGAGGGACAAUGUAGGGAAGUUUUGUGAGGGUGCCAUUCAGGGUGCCAAAGCUGCAGCCACUGUAGAAGGAGAGGGCAGACCCAGUAAGGACCCAGUGAAACUUAAGUUCCCAGACGCAUACGGGGGAAAGAAGGACGAGAACUUUGACAACUGGGAGGCUAGUGUCAAUAGUUACAUUUAUUUACAGCAUAUCCUGAUGGAGGAGCAAGUCCUCGUGGCCUUCCAGGCCCUGAAGGACGAAGCGGCUAGCUUCGCUAGGAAGGACGAGAACUUUGACAACUGGGAGGCCAGUGUCAAUAGUUACAUUUAUUUACAGCAUAUCCUGAUAGAGGAGCAAGUCCUCGUGGCCUUCCAGGCCCUGAAGGACGAAGCGGCUAGCUUCGCCAGGUCUCUCGCGCGUACAGCCGGUUGUGAAAACAACCUGGUUGCAUAUUCCAAAGUCACUCCUCUUUCCCAAUUCCUCAAGCUCCUCAAGGAGCGGUUCGCUAACCCAACGCGAGGCAUUAGAGCCUCUGAUAAGCUCCAAAUGAUCCACUCUCGGCAGUGGAGGAGUGCUAAGGCACUCAAGGGUACUAUGGACGACUUGGUAGCCGUCCCGGACCACGGAGUCACUGAGCCCCAGCUGGUCCAGUUGUUUUAUCGUGCCAUUCCAGAGGCCAUACGCGGGCAUUUCUUUGACAAAUCUCAGCAGCCCGGCAUGACGUACGAUGCAUUGAGUAGGGAAGUCGUCCUGUAUGAGUCGAAGUCUAUGCCAGUAACCACUUUCUGGCAUAAGGACUUAGAGAAGGGGAAGAAGUGGAAGAAUCGUACCAUCUCAGGCCAAGUAAAGGCCAAGGAUCACAUGAUCCUGACAUUAGAAGAAGGUGGUACCGAUGAGGUCCCAUAUGACUAGAUUGAGUGGGGCCUUGAAGAUGAUGGCAGUAGUGUGGGGCAGGGGAGGUCUUACGCUGCUGUCGCGG
This is a messenger RNA of Chara braunii, 1733 nucleotides long. The record is from the annotation of a GenBank genome assembly. NCBI's taxonomy places the organism in Eukaryota, Viridiplantae, Streptophyta, Charophyceae, Charales, Characeae.